GGAGUGAGGAGGCUACAAAAUUAGCAAGUGGAAGCAAAAUUAGCAAAAUUUGAAAAUGGCGCCGGUUUACUGAUGUCUAAAUAGUGUUUACAAAUUAUUGAAUAUAUUGAACUAUUGAAGAUUAUCCGAUUGUAGUAUAUUUUGGACAGAUCGUAAUUUCACUCGCGUCACAGCUCGCCUUCUAUUUGUGUAUUGCGAUGGCCGGCUGGCUGGAAAACUCAUUUGGCGAUCUUGCCAGUCAGGAUUAUAUGAAACUGGGAAGGUACAGUAUUUAAAACAUUUGUGGUCAUAUUUUUUUAUAGAUUAGUCUAAAUAUGAAUAUUUUUGGAUACAAAAACAGUAUUACCAUAGUAUAUAAAUAAUCAAAACAUCACAAUCCCCACCCCACUGACCCCAGGCACAGGAAAAUCACUUAGGGGCCAAAUAACGUCGAAUCGAAAAUAACGUCGAAUCGACGUUAUACUUCACCCACCCCAGAUAACGUUGAUUGAUAUUCAGUCGUAUAACUUUCGUAUUUAUAAUACAAAAGCUGUACUGUACGUGGUAGUCAGCCUAGACCUAUGCACUUGUCAAUGUUUAGCCCCAGGGGAGGGGGGCCGGGCAUACCCGGGGGAUUUGACAUUUUGCCCAAUUCUCGUGUCAAUUUCCCCGCCAUGGGGACAAUCUCUUGUGUCAAAUGCCCCUCACCUAGGAGGAAAAUAUUUGCAAUGAUUAGCUAGAUAAAUCAAUACUUCAUUGCAUACAAAAUCCAUAUAAAUAUCAAUAUUAUUUAUUACUAGAAGUUACUAUCGCAAGGAAAAUGCUGCCUCACCCCCAAGGGAUCAAAGGCAGCAUGCACAAUUCGCUGAAUAAGGGCUGUUUAUAUGAUCCCGCUUUGCCAGGACGAGAUAUGAGGCAAGAUGAUUUUGAUCAGGGAUGCCGGAAGUUGCUGAGGGCAAGGGGUGCAAUUGGUUAACAUGAGGGCAUACGCCUUAAUAAAAGGCACCAAUGAAAAUGAAAGGGCGUCAUGAUCCUACAUUCGUGUCAACCUCCCUCCCCGUCACCAAAUGUUUUCGGACCGAAUACAAUUAUUUAGGCACAAUUCCUCCGUAAUUUCUCGCCAAAAAUUCCAUAAGUAAUGCUUUCUGUUUCACCUUUCGCCAAAUGGAUAACAAUUUUGCCGAAUUCCUGACAACUGGGGGGUGGAACACCCCCACACACAUCCUCGAACGAUGUUUAAUUCUGUCUGUUGUAAAAGUUUUGUGCACCUGUUACACCCAUAGUCUGCACCCGCACUGCACCCACAAAGUUGAAAAUGCAAAAGGCAAGGGGUGCACUUGCACCCGUGGUUCCGGCAUCCCUGAUUUUGAUGUACUUAAAUACGUCACAGUGCAUGAUUCAGCAAAAAACUACACUAUUUUCUAGAGAUAGACUAUAGUUAACUGUAAACGAAAGGUUGCCUAUUCAAGCAUAGUAUAAUCUUCUUGAACCACAAGAUCUUCUUUACAACAUUUGAGUUCUGCUAACCAGCAUUUGAACUUUCACUAUUUAGCCUAGUGACUAAUAUUUCAAUACAUCAAAAUCAUUGUUCCUUCCAUCAUGCAAACAGCCUCUAAGACGCCUGUUCAGGAGAUAGGAAAAAGGCAAAUUGAAUAUCAAACAUCUUGCACAAAGUCGAAGGGUGGCUAAAAGUAGUCUAAUUCUACUUUCUUGGCAUGGGCGGUUUUAUAUGAAUAUCUUCAAUGCUUAUAACUUCUUGCUUUUGUAUAAUUAUAAUACUGUCAGUGGUGAAGUUAGCCAUAGCAACAGCUAGGUCAUGCUAUGCAAGUUUUUAAUGAUUUGCAUUAUUCAAAAUUAUAGAUGCAGGUUUAUCAGCAUAGCAUGGCCAGUUGCCAUGGCUAGCUUGCCACUGAAUACUGUACAAUGUUUAUAUGAAAAUACUCAGUCAGGUUUUGUUCCAAUUAUUGUUUUAAUGCCACCUUCAAGGCUGCCCAUAGUACAGAACAACCGAACAUUAUGCUGAUGGGGAGACAAGAUCUAUUUGUUGACAUUUCUAAUUGUGAGCAUUAUCGAAAAAUAUAAAUACACUCUGAAAUGUAGUGACACAGCCAGGUGAAUAUAUGAAUGUAGGCCGGUAGGAUUAUUUCAUAUAAUGUAUAUAUAAACAGACAGUCAUAUCUUUACAAAAGUCAGUUGACAUACUAUUACAUGUAAUUGCUGGUAAGUCAAUAUUUAAAGUGCAGACAACAAUCCACACUGGAUUGCUCUAGGAAUCUUAUUACAGUAAGCCUGAUUUAACAACAUUCCGCGUUUGUUGUUAAACUAUAAACAUCUAGAAGUGAACACAAUACUCAUCGUCUUGGCACAUAUAAACAAACAAAUAAACUGAGUGCAUUGUGACUCCUUGUAUAAAUAUAAAGGCAUUAUUGACGAAUAGAUCAGGCGGGCUAUUAUUAAAACUGCCGGUACAUUCAUGAAUCAUAUUACUUCAGAGCUCUUUAUAAGUACAUUUCGUCUCCUUGAAUAUGACAUAAAAUUAUCAAAUGUUCUAUAAACGACCAGGUCACCAUGCGGACAAUGCCAAUGGGAAUUAUUUCGGGCUAUAAGAAGUCUAAGAAGCGCCGUAAACUCAUAAAAGCACAUUGCUUGCCUCCAGAAUGAACGCUAAACAGUUUAUCGCCUUGAUGGAUAUUAGCACAAAGAAAUAAAGCCAUACUUACCUGGUUUCUUCGGGAAAUGUUCGUAUAUUUUGCAGAUCCAGAAUAAAAAGUUUGCAUAUAUGUGCACGCAAUUUAACAUUUUUCUCGCACUCCCCCCGUCCGUUCCCCCCCGGAAUUACGACAUCUUAACGGACAGACACAAAUCGAAAUCUCGACAAUACAUAGAUCGGCGCGAAAGACUGGGUUGAGUGAACUCUGGAGAAACCUUCAUGUCAAGAUUAGGAGUGCUGCCUUUGGCAGCAAAUAUUCAUAAGCAUGCGGUAUGGAAAUAUCUGACAGUAGACAGAAGCAAAUCACUCACCUCCAAUAACAAAUUCAUUGUAUCCACUCGCAUUCUUGUACCCAGAGCCCUUCUUACGCGCGGUGCGACAAGGGUGCCAAAUCCAUAACCAAAACAUGGUAAUAGAAUAUAUCCGGUAUUAGAACAAUAACCUUCGUUGUGGCCAAUCAGAUGCCAGUUUGAUAUGGAUUUGGCCAGAGCCCCUCGUCGAAGCAUAAGAAGGGCUCUGGGUACAAGAAUGUAUCCACUCGCUGCUACUGCUUUUCAGGCUUUGAACAAGGGCAUUUUGCCGAUUUUUUUUAAUAAAACAUAUUUUAAUAUAUGAACAACAAUGUGAUAUUCAAUGCAAGCAUGAAGUCCACGCUAUGCAAAAUGACGACCGAGUGUAGUCCUGGGGACAAGGAUGAGGAAAAACUUGUGCCCAGACUAUUGUGUGACCAUGUCAAAUUCCAGCACCCUGGAACUUGAAAAAAUGUCAAAUUUCUUAUUUUCCCCACCCUCAGGAAGGCAAACUAAGUCAAAUUCCCCGGGUAUGCCCCCCCCAGGGCUAAACAUUGAUAAGUGCACCAGGCCUUCUAUUUUUAAAUAUUCAGUGCUUUUUCACAUGACAAGACUGGGUGCUAGCCUGAAAUUGACCAAACCUGCCAAAGAUACCUGCCAAAGCCAGCCUGGUAAGGGUCUAGGCUGUGUGGUAGUUUGGACAUUAAUUACGUCAAAUUGCCAUGAGAUAAAGUCGACAAGUUCACAUAAAAACCCACUCAUAACGUCGAUUCGAUGUUAUUUGUGGCAACAUGAAUAUGGACAUGGCCCCUUACAGAAGUCCAACUAGUGAGUAGUGAUGGUUGAUACUGAGUACUUGGUAAUCGAUACCACAUCCAGCGGUAUCGAUUACUGACCUGGUAUCAUUUGAUACUUGCACCCCCUUUUUUAGCACGAUUUUAAUUUUUCUUAGAAUUUUUUUGUCAAACAAAAGACUAAAAAACUAUUAAUUAAAAUAACUUCAUCAAAAUAGUGUGCCAUUAAGUCAGAUACAAAAAAUAUUGACUUGCUGUUGGUUUACUUAUUUAUUUAAUACUCUUACAACUUUAUUGGAUUAUAUAAAGUGGGAUUACAUUAGUUCAUUGGAAAACAUAUUUUUUCCACUGACCAGUUAAAAACAGUAAAUUCCCAUUGAAAGUGACCGAUACUCUAGCAAUAUGAGUGCACUAAUCAUUUCCGGUGUUGAAAAUAGAAAUUUUGUGUAAACUUAUUUUGGUACCUUAUUUUGGUACCGUAUCAAAAUAGACGAGCAUAUUUUGAUGACAGAUCAUUGCAAAUCAUGGUGUGGUUGCAGUUACGCUUUUUUGGCUGUGUCAGACAUCUGUAAGUGUCUAUUCUGUGUUCUGGGCAUAUUGCAUCCCUAGGAAUUUGAGCUUUUGUAAAUUUAACUGACCAAAUUCGCCAUCGAUCCCUGGGCAAAAGUAGUAAUAUUUAUACCAUACUGCACCCCUGGGAAUUUGGACUUUUCAAAAUUUAACUGUCCAAAUUCCCUAUCCCCUGGGCAAGAGAUUUCAAAUUCCCCACUUUUAAUUAAUGAAAUAUAUAACAAAUCCACAAGCUCAUCCCAUCAUUGGACAUUAUAUGACAUUUUCAAUACAAAAAUAAAAAGACUAGUGUGAAAGUGCUGAAAAUACACAUUUUACAGUACUGACUACUUAUUAAAUAAUUUUUUGAACAAUUUAUUAACACAUAAAGGCAAGUCAGAGCACUUGCCAGGGGUGGGAAAAAAAAUUAUUUUCUGGGACCGCAACGAAAAGUGGGAAAAUUUUCUGUGAGUUGUCGACGCAAAUCCUGUAUAAUUUAAAUUAAUUAAAGGGUCACUUGCAAAGAGGGCUAAUAAGAUUUAAGAAUUAUUAAAUAACCAUUAAGUACCAUAUAAAAGCUGUGACAGUCCUAGAAGAUUUUCUUUCCUAAUGCAACUGAGGAAAGGAAUAAAGGAUUUAAUUGAAAUAAACAAGUGAGGAAAGACUGUGAAUUUGUGUUCUUUCCAAAGUGGUUUUGAAUUGUAUUAAUAUUUGCAUCAUAAUUAAUAGUCUGAAAACAAACAUGUUUGGGAAGUUGGACAAAAGGUAAUGAUGUAAGUUCUAUGUUCUUGUUAACCUUUAUGUCCUUUAUGGAAAUUUAUGCAAUUUCACAGUGAGUGAACCUUUUGUUCUGUAUAAUGAAGCAAUUGCUCAAUGGAAAUCUCAGACUUCAACCGUAAGAUUUUCAUAUUGAUAAACAAAUUGUGUACUGUCAGGUACAUUUCAAGUUUUCAACAUCAAUUGAAGUUUGGUUAGGAAAUUACUUGAAGUUUACCAAUCUUCCUAGCAAUAUGUGUAUUUUCGAUUAACUAUGAUUGCAUUUAGUUGUGCUUCAUAUAAUAUAAUCACUGGCAGACACUUUGGGUGCCAGGGGGGAAAUAAAUGUCCAUCUUUUGUUUAUUCCGUGAGAAGACCGAGUAUGCAAGAUCUGCCAGUCAGGACAAGUUUAAACAGAACAUCACUUCCUAACUCCUUGUGAAUUCUUAUGGGCUUAAAAGCCCAUAGUAGUCUUCACGAAAACUUUUUAAAUUACUUGGAAUGUGAUCCCACCAAUGAAGCAGAUCUAAAUGAACACUGAGUUUACCAGUUGAGAUAAUGAAAUCAACUGGUAAUGAAACCGUGAUAAAAUUAUCAAAAUUCAUCUCUUUAUGUUUUGAGAAGAGAUCUAAAUGCCUUGAAGCCAUGAAUGCUGACAGUGAAUAGGCUGUUUAACUAAAACCCAAACUUCAAUUAUAUACUGUAAAUAGGGUACUUGUAUGUAAACUAAAGUCUUCCUUUAUACCAAUAACUUCAUUUUCUAUUCCUGGUAUUACUCGAUACUGAUCAUGACAGUAUGUCAUAUUACCACAAAACAUUUUGCAUUUGUAAAUAUUUAUACCAACUACUAAGCAAUACUUGUAUGUAAAGUCAUGCUAAUAUAGUCAUUUUUACUGUUGCUAUUACUAUUACUACUUCCUAUAGAAAUAAAAAUUAAAGAGGGAGGGGAACGAUAUUUUGGAACCAGGGCAGUGGUACAAUACAAAGCCAACAAAGGGGGUAGAACUUGCAAAUGAGGCUACAUUCCGCUAUCAAAGUUCUUCGUAAAUUAUUUUGGGGGCACCCCCUACACCUAGUGUCUGUCCCUAAACAAAAUGGCUACUUAUUGGUGCAGUUACUCUCUCUUUCUAUUCUUUUUCUUUCCUUUUCCUUCUUUUCUUUCUUUCCUUUUCCCUCUUUUCUUUCUUUCCCCCUUUUUCUUCCUUCCCUUUUUUCUUUCUGCCAGCAUAAAAAAUUUUCUGGGACCAAUGGUCCCGUGGUCCGCUAUAUUUUCCACCCCUGGCACUUGCACUCAAUGGGUUAACGAAACAUAAGAAUUUGCCAAAUAAUGUAUAAUAUCAAGUUCAUAGGCGUACCGGGCGGGGGGGGGCACCCCCCCCGUUUUUUGGGCAGUCGGGCAAUAUUCGUUUAUUAUAAAAAUAAAUGGACAAAUUCUGUAAAUUUUGUGGUCAAUUUUGUGAUGUUUCGAAAAUUUUAGUUAGGUUCCGAAAAAUUUUGGUAUGUUGGGAAAAAUUUUUUGACGCCUAAAAUGGUACACUGACCAUUCGAAAAUCGCGAAUAUUUACUAUUACUGAAUUCGAAAAUCGCGAUAUUUACUAUGAAAUGUAUUGUAAUUUUUGUUUUGGGGACGCGCGUCCCAAAAACAAUCUUUUAAUGUUUUGGGGACGCGCGUCCCAAAAUCAAUCUAAGGGUAUUCAUGUAAACGUCUUCAAACUUUGUAUAUAUACUUACUAAUUUUGAGGUGGUCUUUUUAGCUAUUUGGUUCAUUUCUUAAUUUGGGCACUUUUUAACACUCGUCCACAGUCCUCUCAUCAACUUCGGAAUGGCUAAUCACAUAAUGAAUUGUAAGCUUUCUUUUGUAACAAUAUAAUAAUUAAUUAAAACGCUCAAGUCAUUAAUAUAAUAAUAAUUAUUAUAUGCCUUUUCAAAAUUCUCUAUUCUGAUUGAUUGACAAGCGGUCAGUAAAAAGCCAUAUCCGGACCGUGGUCCGUAUUUUCCGUAUCUGGACCGGUGUCCCGGAUGUCGUUUAUCUGGCAGGAUAUUUUUGCUUUGCAAAGAGAAAAAAUUUUUGCUUUUUAAUUUUCCAAUUGUGUGUCAUUAAAAUUUACAGAUAAAAAUUUCAAACAACCAAAUUGUUUUUGAUUGAGCAUGCAUGCCUACCGUAUAUUGUUACCCAGUGAAACUGACGAUAGCCGAUUUAAUUCGCGCGAAAAGCAUAUGCUCACAGAUUCAGUUCAGCCAUAUAAUAAACCGAUUAUUGACCUCGCUUGUUCGGUCUGUACUGUGAAAUAUCAGACCUCUGUUUUUCGGAUGGACCUCGCUCCUUCGUCGCUCGUUCCAUACUAAAAAACCUCGGUCUGAUAUUUCACAGUACAGACCGAACAAACGAGGUCAAUAAGCCGUUAUUAUCUAGAACACUUUUUGGAAAAUCAUGUAAACUACAGUAUAUAAUACAGUGUGUAUAAAAAAAGGUAAUCGAACUUCAGCGCGCUAUUGUAUGUGAAUUACUCGGCGUAUGAACAAUAUUUUUCAAAUUUGGAAAGAUCAGGCUUUUAGCUAUUGAAUGACAUGUUUUUCAUGCCGAGUGGAGAAAAAAUAAGCAAGUACGAGUAAAAAAUGUUAGUCAGAAUCGCAUAUUUUCACCUCUGCCUAGUAAUUAAAGCAUUGCAUAAGCAUAAGUUAUAACAAACGAAAAAGCAAUUAAUCACAGCUUAGCUAAGAUUUAUUCCUACUUGAUAAUAAUUAUGAAUAUGUGUGUAGUUUAAUGACGUGAAAUUCAUCAACUUAAGUCCUAGAGGGGGUUAAUUUUCAAUGGUUUUAGACCCAACUCUCAACGGUGAAAAUGUGCGAUUCUGACUAACAUUUUUUAUCGGAUUCGUAUUUGCUCAUUAGUCAUCUAUUUCGCAUGAAGAACAUAUCAUUCAACAGCUAAAAGCCUGAUAUUCCGAAUAUGAAAAAAUCUCGGAUUUUUAAAACCUGAUAAAACAACACUGCAUAUCAUACUUGCCUAAAACUCCAAUAUUUACUAAAUAUAAACAUGAUAUUGUGGGGCUGGGGGGCGGGGUGUACAGCCUUGCAUAGUGGGAUUAAUGGACAUUCUCCAAGGGCAAAUUGAUAGAAGUUUGGUUAAAUUUGGAUGGAAAUUGGAUGAGAAAUUAGCAAAAGUUUGAAAACGUAAUAAUUAAUGGCCAUUUGCUUAAAUGUCAGAGCAAAAGGAAUUAAUGUAAAGUUCUCAUUAUCCUGUAUAUAUAAUGUACAGACAGUACAGUACAACAUUUGCAAACAUUCAUGUAACCUUAAAACUAACAUGAGAAUGAUGAAGUACUGCGAGAAAUGGUCUCAUAUAGAACCUAGAAUUACCUUAAUGCAAAAUUUCCGAAUUCUGAUCAAAAUCACAUUGGGAUUUUCUCCCCCAACAUCACGCACAGAGGGGAAAUAAGGUGACACGGACCCAUCCUCCAGUUUUCCAAGGUGACUUUUCCAUUUUAUUCAGUUUAGAGGAGAAAUAUCUGGUAAAAAAUCAUGUCUUUGAUGCACUUUAAUUUAUAAUCUUUGGAACUCUGCAAAAUCUCACCCCAAAGAUGCUCGAAAUCGCAUUUCAGGGACUCUAGAUCUUAGCAACUGCCCCCGGAACCUAUAUAGCCACUCUCACGCCUUCGUCGUUCGAUUCAACGCUAUACUGAUAGGAAUAGUCACGCGAAACGCAUAAGUUGGAAUCACAAAUGUGAUGUUAUUAACAUCUGGCGAUAGCACUGCAGAAGGGGGAGAAAGGAGUUCAUGUGAGGGGUGAAUUUCCUGCGACACCGGACUGAUAAUUUAAAACAUUAAUUUUUAAAUGCUUUUGAAUGGAGUCCAGGCGAUUUUAUGGCGAGUACACUGCUAAUUCUGUUCACAUGAAGACAGAGAUUGGUAUAAUUAGGAAAAUGUAAUGUACUGAAAACAAAAUGGCUCAAUCAACUCAUAUUAAAGAGUGUUACUAGUGUUUAGUAUGAGUUCUUUACAUUUCAUUAGGCUAACAUAGCACCACGUUUAGUUAAUGUAAUCUAGUAAUUAAAAAUAAACACAUAGUUAUCGAACUUAAUUCUUUUCAGGUCAGACCCAUGUAACGGGCAUCAAUUACAGCCAACUGCUAUGUCAACUGAUGAUGAUGUUAUGAUCACGCGUGUGUCUAAUACCAACCAAGCUGCAGCGGACAUGCAAGUUGAAAAUACAAAUGAGGGAACAACCAACAUAUCUGCGCAAAAUAAACCACAACACUCUCAAACAUUAUGCCAAGAUCAAUCAAAAGAAAUAAACAAAACAAAUGACCAUUCAACAAAACAAACAGAUAGAACAACAACCAAUAGCGAAGAUGCCACUAAACCCCUCACAACUUGUCUACCAAACGAGAGUCGAGCAUUAAAUGAAGGUACCCAACAUCAAGCAGCCUCAUAUUCUGAAGUGCAAAGGAAACCUGGACCAAGAAAGUUCAGUAAAAAACUGUUUCAAACGCCCAGGAAUUGGGAAAUGCAAAAAAAUCGUAAAUUAGGUACUCUUACGAGGAAAGAUUCUUGUGUCAGCGUGUUUGCCGUUGUGAGUUAUUUCUGUCCGCCGAAACAGUCGGGAGGCACUGACAUGUAUUUCCCCUUCGGACUUGUUGACCAGACAUUGUACAAAAACAAUAAGUGCUUAAAAUGUAUAUGUUUCCAGAAGUUUGAGCAGGACAUCCCAUUGAUUAUGAAUGUUGGUGAUAUUAUCAAAUUUCCAUUAAGAAUAUCGAAAUACAAGGACACUCUUCAAGGUCGCACAUUAGAUGAUCAAUUUCCUUGGUAAGGAGCAUUAUGUUUUUUUCUUAACAUUUUAUAUAUAUAUAUAUAUAUAUAUAUAUAUAUAUAUAUAUAUAUAUAUAUAUAUAUAUAUAUAUAUAUAUAUAUAUAUAUAUAUAUAUAUAGAGAGUUAAGAGAGACUUCUUAAUUUAAAAACAUUUAAUCGCUACUCCGAGUUUCAUGCUUCUGCUGAAGCAAUCGUCAGGCGAAUGCCGAUCGAAGAUGUUACAUGUGGAGUAGCGAUUAAAUGUUUUUAAAUUAAGAAGUCUCUCUUAACUCUACAUAGCUCUAGUAUACCUAUUGAGCGCUUUCAAUACACGUUGAUGAGGUCUACACACCACAAUAUAAUAUAUAUAUAUAUAUAUAUAUAUAUAUAUAUAUAUAUAUAUAUAUAUAGCUUAUAAGAUUUUGGUUUACGAAACACAAACAGUGCUCAAUACCAUAUAUAUCCGACGAGCUUGUUAUCUGUACUCGGCCCACUGUUGUUUCUUCUGUAUAUGAAUGAUUUCAAUAAUAGUUCAAAGGUUUUCGAUUUUCAUCUUUUUGCUGACGAUUCUAAUCUGUUUUGUACAAACAAGAGUGUUUUGGACAUGGAACAAGUUAUUAAUGAUAAUAUUGUAAAUAUUAAUUCCUGGCUUAACUGUAAUAAACUUUCCCUUAACAUUGAUAAGACAAAUUUUGUUAUUUUUCAUCCACCUCAAAAGAAAAUUACAUCCACAAUAAAAAUAUUUACUAAUCAAGUACAAAUUAAACAAGAAACUAGUCUCAAGUAUUUAGGAAUCUAUAUAGACUGUAAUCUUAAUUGGAAAAGUCAUAUUCAACAUAUUUCGAAAAAAAUCAAGAGAAGUAUUGGAAUGUUGUGUAAAAUUCGCCAUUUUGUUACCUCACAUGUAAUUACAAUUUUAUUAUUCCUUAAUUUACCCAUAUUUGACAUAUGGAAUAACGUUGUGGGGAAACACCUAUAUUUCAAAUCUUAAUCCAAUAAUAACCUUACAAAAAAGAGUAGUCCGAAUUAUUACCUUUUCUAAAUUUGACGAUCAUUCUAGUCCUUUAUUUAAAAAUCUUAAUAUUUUGAAGCUCGUGAUCUUGUUUUUCUAAACAACGCUUUAUUCAUGUAUGAUUAUCAUAACGGGAAUCUUCCUGCCACAUUUAAUAACAUAUUCAAACAGGUCACAUCAGUACAUAAUUAUAAUACCAGAUUGGCUUCUAGAAAUACAUAUUAUAUUGAUAAAAUAAGAACUAACUAUGGCAAAUUCAGUCUUCGAUUUCAGGGUCCUAAAGUAUGGAAUGAUAUUGAUGAUAAAUAUAAAACUCUUAGCAAAUCAUCUUUUAAGAAUAAAAUUGCGGAAAAUAUGAUUUUCAUUUACUAGCGCUGCCACAAGUAUUCAUAUGAAUAUAUACUUUUAUAAUUAUACAAAAUGAUAUAAAACUCAUUAUUUCAUUUAUUUUAUAAAAGGUCACUAGACUGGUUUAGUCUUCACUAUUUCUGGUGACCUGUGCCAUAAUAUUUAUAUUUAAAAAAAAAUCAUAUAAUGUUAUUUUACUUGGUGGUGCAAAAAUAAAUUGUUGUUGUUGUUGUUGUUAUAGAUAGAGCGUAAUAUAGAUUUUCGUUUUACCUCAAAAACCACAACAGUCUGUUUCAUCCGUAUAGGAAUCACCACCUGAUGAUUCCUAUACGGAUGAAACAGACUGUUGUGGUUUUUGAGGUAAAACGAAAAACUAUAUAUAUAUAUAUAUAUAUAUAUAUAUAUAUAUAUAUAUAUAUAUAUAUAUAUAUAUAUAUAUAUAUAUAUAUACAGGGUGUAUCAAAAAAAGUAAGACAAUUUUGAAAUUGCUCUCAAUUCCACAAUUCUGUUCAUGAAAUGUAAUUUUUGCUAUAUAUGGAUUGUUCGAGUUUUUAAAUUGUGGAAAAUAUAAAAAACUUUGAAAAUAAUAAAUUUUGCUAUCCAGGGGGGUGGCCAACUUUUGCUCCCCUAAAAGUGGCUUGCGCACGGAAAUGACAAACGGUAUUCUUUAUUUGAGUUCAUGUAUGAAAUGUUCGCUAUUUGUUGCAUUUAUGAUAAAAUUUCGGCAGGAUUUUACCGAGUACAAAUCCACCGAAAAGCCUAUGAAAACGUUACAUUUUUCUCCGUUGGUGCUGUUCUUGCUGCAUUAUGAAUUCAUUUUUACUCCCAUGAGAGUUCCAUGGAAUUUCCAUGGAAUUUGUGCUUUCGAGUUUGUGCUGAAACGCAUUUUCUUGUAUAAUACCCCGUACACUUUGACAUGGCGAUGUUACAAUUUACCCCGCAGCAGAGAGCUUUUAUGGUAUCAGAGUUUCUCCGUAGCAACAACAUAAACUUGGUUCGCCAAAGUUUCAAGAAUAUCCAGAUGUACGAUGCCGUUCACGUGCGAAUACGUGAAGGGCAUCGUACACAAGUCUGGAUAUUCGUUCGUGAAACUUUGGCGAACCAAGUUUAUGUUGUUGCUACAGAGGAACUCUGAUACCAUGCAUAAAAGCUCUCUGCUGCGGGGUAAAUUGUGGCAUCGCCAUUUCAAAGUGUACGGGGUAUUAUACGAGAGAAUGCGUUUCAGCACAAACAACUCGAAAGCACAAAUUCCAUGGAAAUUCAACGGAACUCUCAUGGGAGUAAAAAUGAAUUCAUAAUGAAGCAAGAACAGCACCAACAGAGAAAAAUGUAACGUUUUCAUAGGCUUUUCGGAGGAUUUGUACUCGGUAAAAUCCUGCCGAAAUUUUAUCAUAAAUGCAACAAAUAGCGAACUUUUCAUACAUGAACUCAAAUAAAGAAUACCGUUUGUCAUUUCCGUGCGCAAGCCACUUUUAGGGGAGCAAAAGUUGACCACCCCCCUGGAUAGCAAAAUUUACUAUUUUCAAAUUUUUUUAUAUUUUCCACAAUUUAAGAACUCAAGCAAUCCAUAUAUAGCAAAAAUUACAUUUCAUGAACAGAAUUGUGGAAUUGAGAGCAAUUUCAAAAUUGUCUUACUUUUUUUGAUACACCCUGUAUAUAUAUAUAUAUAUAUAUAUAUAUAUAUAUAUAUAUAUAUAUAUAUAUAUAUAUAUAUAUAUAUAUAUAUAUAUAUAUAUAUAUAUAUAUAUAUAUAUAUAUAUAUAUAUAUAUAUAUAUAUAUAUAUAUAUAUAUUAAUGUUCUAGAGUGUGUAUUAUAUAAUUUCCAUACCCAGCGCAAGCAGAACGAUGUUGUCUGCCGCGGCUGGGUCUUGAACCCGCGACCUUCGAAUUACUAGAUCGACGCUCUACCAACUGAGCUACACGGUCAGACGGAUUUAAGACUGGAAAUUAUGAAAUAUAACAUAUAACAUAUUACGGAGUAUUAUACACUGCAUGGUCAGUAAUAAAUAUAUAUAAUUUCUUUAUCGUUAAAAUUAGGUCAAAUCGCCGUUAAAAAUGGAAUUGAGUUUUAUUGAUGCUUACUUUUGUUUUUUAAAAUAAGCUAGUUUGUUUUAGUUAUGUUUUAGUUCUUUUUGUUUUUGUUUUUGUUAUGUUUUAGUUUAGUGUCUUAGUGUCGAAGAGUCGAAGACAAAUAUGAUUUUAAUGUAAAUUUAAUCGGUGUCUUCGGGCGUAAAAAAAAAUACCUGUGGUUCCCGGUUUUAUAUCGUGAAAAAAUUAGGGUCGGUAGGUCGGAAAUAAUUUUUUUUUUAAUAUUUUCAUAGUUUUGGUGGCGGUUUUUUGCUGGGCGAUUUGCAGUAGAGUCCCGACAUCAAUAUAUUAACUAGAGUUGCGUAUUUCCUAUGGACGAAUUUAGGCAAUUUGGUUCAAUAAUUAGUGUGACAACAGACUCCAUUUUGGCACGCUGUAUGAGCAGCCCGCAACCACCUGGAGAAAAUAAGGUCGCACGGUCAAUCGCGUUGAAAAAAUAAUAGGGUCGGCAGAAAAAAAGGGUCGGUCGGAAACCGGAACCACAGGCAUUUUUUUUACGCCUCGCAAUUUGGUAAGUAUAGUAAAUUAACAUUUAUGAAUUAUGUGGUAAAAUUCCAUACCAUACCUGCUUUGUGUUGUCGAUUUCAUUCCCAUCUACGGGAAUAUUUUAGUUAUCCUUAACUCAAUGAUAUGUUUUUAUGCGAGCUGAUAAUUACAUGAAAUUGCAGCUAGUGAUCAAUCUUGUUCAUUUGGGAAAAUUCAUCGAUUGUGUUUUUAUGUGUGUUUAUAAUGGCUACAGCAAAUGCAUUUCAGCAAAUGUAGAUUGAGCAAAACUAAUUCAAGUAAAAGCUUGUGCCUAAAGCAAUUAUAUUUUACCGUAUAUUUUCGAGAAAUUUAUUUGUUUGGCAAAACUGGAGUUUUUUUAUGUGUGUCACGGCAAAGUUUCCAAACGUUUUACCGUCUUAUUUUACAUUCGAUACUUUCUAGAUUUUGAAAAUCAAUAUUAUGUGAUUUUCAAAAUACAAGAAGAGAUGAAAAUUAAUAUCCCUUCUUUAUAUUUUUCGAUUUUGUGUAAAUUUUGUCUCUCAAAAAUAUUUUCAUGUUACCAUGGCAACCACGAUUCUUCAUGUUGAAGAAGCAAUGUUUGAAGUUAUAGUUCUUCUGUUAGGUGAAGGCGAGGGGUUUUAGCCUCCCUCUACAACUCAGAUAUCAUAAAAGAUUCUGCUUAAAAUUUCUAAAGCAUGUCUCUUCACUUUUUACAGAAUGGGUAUUUUUUUAAUUUUAUGCCUAAUUCUAGAGCUACCUGUAGCGAAGUUUUAUGAGAAUUAAGCCUUAAUAGGAACGAGCAACUCGUGAUUUCUGAUUGGCUAUAAACAUCCGUGCAACACUGAAAGUAUCAUAUCAACUCAAUGCAUGCAUGGCUGACCAAAUAUGUGGUGAUUACACCUCACAUGCAAUCGACCAAUCACUAGUCGCACUAGUCGUACCUAUCGGAUAGUAACUCAUCACCGCUUUCCCCCUUGUUUAUCGCACCUUUUGAUAUGCUUUGUAAAUUUAAACACAAAACAAACGGAUUUUGAAUAUUAAGAGCGUUUAUUCUAUGCCUAUAUAGUUUUGUUUAAAAUUAUAUAAAAGCACGGAAAACAGUCCUGAGGUCACUGACACUGGUCAGUAAUAUAUAAUUUCUUUAUCGUUAAAAUUAGGUCAAAUCGCCGUUAAAACAUACAAAAUGGAAUUGAGUUUUAUCGAGGCUUACUUUUGUUUUUUAAAACAAGCUAGUUUGUUUUAGUUAUGUAUUAGUUUGUUUUGGCAGCCGAGGUGUCAUACAUGUUGUCACCGUUUUAUUGCCGCAUUGCUGCAUUAUUUUCGCUUACAAAGACUUGUUAUAAUUAAUAUAAUUAUAAAUCAUCUAUUGGAUUCAUCUUCACCCAUGCAAUAUUGCAAAUUAUUAGAAUAUAUAAUAUUUUGCAGUGUUGGACUCGGAAGAACCCAAUAAGUAUAGUAGUGACGUCAAUAGUGUGAACUUUUGGUUGCGAAAUGGAGAAUUAUCGCACGAUGACGUAAUGCUAUUGUUACAAUAAACUAAAUAGCGUCCCCUUCGGUCGUUCGCAGCAGACUUUGGCGAAGAAGAAUUUUAAAGAACAGCCAAAAGUGCGAUGAUAUUAUUACACAUUACGUAUACAAUAUCUAUUUUGAUUGGUUGCUGGUCUACAAAGAGAUAAUACUAAACAUAAUUAUUGAAUCGUAAAAAGAAAGGUCUUGGUUGUGCUAUCUCGGCCUUGAUAAUUCUCGAUAUCACGUUCAACUUCAUCCAACAAUUAUUAAAUAUAUAUUCGCAGCAAGACGGUGCAGUGAGUAAUAUCCUGUCAUGGAGAAAUUAAUUAUCUUUUUUGUAGGAUGACAUUUGACGGUCGACCAAAUACACCCAUUGCCCCGCGAUAUUCGCGUUGUUCUACACCCACGUUCACUGACGCUGACAAGGAAAAGGUCAAAGAGCUGAAGGCUUGGGCUGUAUCGGUAGGAAUAGUUGAGCCAAGUAUAUACGUUACCCUUGCUGACGUAACUGGUAAUUUAUACUUUGAUUUGCUCUGUCAAGUUGUUCAUGUCGAUAGUGAGCAGAAUGUGUUGCACGUUUGGGACGGAACUGAACCUUCUUUUGAAGGUUUGUUAUUUAUUUUCAUUUAAUAUGCAUGUAUUUAAUUACUUAUUUAUUUAUCGAUUUAAUACAUUUAUUAAUUGUGGGUUUUGUAACUAAAAUUUGAUAUUACAAAGUCUGUUUUUCAUGCUUAGCACUUACGUACUAAAGUUUUGACCUGACCAUGCAUUGAGGAAUAUGCGCAGUUAAAAAGUCUUGUAGCAGAAUAGUUGACGAUCUCUUCCCAGAUUAUUUCGUGUAAUUGGUUCUCCUUUGUAAUGGGAUUAUAGGAACGAUUUUGGACAAGAAUUAGGGGUGGAAUACAUUCCUACAUAACAAAAAAUCAUCCCCCCCCCCACAUGCACAGCUUCCAACCCCCCUCCCCGAUUGUAUAUUGUAUAAGGAAAUUUUUCAGACGAACUAACUAAUAUACUUGUGACUAUAUAUGCAGGAUUAUUGAGCAAUGCAUUUGAAAUGUUCACCAGUGCAACGAAAUGGGGCGGCAAAGUCGUGGGAAAAUGUGUAAAAGUUAGGAUAUAUGGCUGCGAUCUGGAGUCGACUUGUAAGGCUGGACAGUACAUAUUGAUUCCAAGUUUACAUUUCAUGUUAAAAGAUGUAUCAGACAAUGAAUGUGGAGGUGUUUCUCAGGUAUCUAGUAAAUUAUUCAGGAUUUAUUAGCGCGCUACUAAGACUUGAUAUUUGAAAAAGUGAAAAUUGUGUUUAUUCUACAACUUAUGUACGAGUGAAAUCCAACCGCGAUCAGCCCACCCCCCCGCCGGCCAACCCCCGGGCAUUUGACUUAAGAUUACCUCCGUAUUGGCGGGAAUUUGACGGCCCGGUCGGGCAUUUGACCACUUGACAACAACUUGCUCAGCGGUCGUCCCUAAAAAUAUGUGUACACUCUAGCGCUUCAGGAGUUUUCUAUUUUACGUCUUUUCGAUAGUUUAAAAAUUGCUUCUGAAUCACAAAUAUCAAUCAUAGAUAUAUGAUACAAUAUGCCCGGUUGAACAAAAAGAAGAACUGACUGGCCUAUUUUUCGUUCUCAUUUUAAUCUUGAAAUACUUGUUCAAUUUAAUUUUAGCCAAAAUUCCAUAACCAGGACUACCCCUAUAGCAAGGCAUUUGACUGUGGUUUCUGCCUGUUCGGGCGGGCAUUUGUGAUUUGACCACUUAUUUUUUCAAAAGUCAAAUUCCCCAGGGGUUGCCCGGGGGGAUCUGAUCGCGGUUGGAUUUGACUCGUAUAUUACUAAGUACCGCCGCACACAACAUCUUUAGGAUGUAUUAUCAUGUAUAUAUUUAAUGUUUUGAUAACUGUUCCUUUUAACGCUUUUAUAAUAUUAAUCGUUAAUUUCUGGGUAUUCAAAGAACUAGGACAAACGAGUACUCUUUAGGAAGCGCGUGGGAGAUCUUGUAAACUGCCAUGGAGGACAAAUUAAGAUACCUAAUACUUGGUCACCAUGCAAUUCAGCCUUGUUUAUGUGAAGAAAUUUCAGCCGGGCUGACUGGACGCCCUGUUUGGUUUGACACUUUGACUCAAUCGAGCUAGAUACGAGCUAAACGGGCGCCACCGCACGGUUUGCAUGCAUGCAUGUAAAGUAAAAUUAUUUUGUAAAAGGAAAUUAGUAUGUAGUAUAGGGCGCCCCGUUUAACCAGUCCAAAAUAAAAAGACAGUUUCUUAAUGUUGGCAUAUAUUCUCAAUUCCUUGUGUCAAAAGUAGCUAAUUUAAUUUGACAGUCAUAAAGUAUGGACAUGAUUCUAAAUUUUGGCAAACUAUAGGCGGACUUUGACGAUGUAUAUUAGGCCUCAUAGCCAUGAAACGGUAUACCUGUAAUACAGAAAUCCCUGAGAACAGAAUCUAGUUCCUUCGAUAUCAAUGUAAUUAAUUACAUUAAUUACAUUGAUAUCGAAGGAACUAGAUUCUGUUCCGAAAUAUCACAUACUCGAACCGACCAGACCGCGUAGCUCAGUUGGUAGAGCAUUGGGCUAGCAUUCCAAAGGUCGUAGGUUCGAUUCCCACCGUGGUCAGGCAUAUUUUUCAAGCUUGCCCGCUGUGGAUAUACACUCAGAGUAACAUCACAAGCAUCAUAUUCACCUGAGUACAUUACACCAACACAGAAAAAAUCAAUGUAAUAUUGGCCCUGAUAAUUACCAAUAUAUACACCUUUCACUGGCAUCGCCUUGGUGUAUGUGCAUGAGCUUGCGGUUGGGGCUUAGUGGCAGCUGGCCUCUGUGACUCAGUUGAUUAGAGCGCUGCACCGGAAUCGCGGCGCCACAGGUUCAAUUCCUGCUAAAGGAAUAAAGGGCAUAUAUAUAGUUGCAUUUUUCGCAACUGCUCCUCAUGGCCUAGUAAUAAAUUUCCAUCCAUUCUUUCCAUUAAUGUAGAUGCCCGGGGUCUUGAUUUUAAUAAUAAUAUACUAUAUUAUAAUAACAUUAAUAAAAAAUAUCAUAUUAGAUUGAUAUAAAUCAAUAAUAUUGUCUAUGUAAAUCCCAUAGCAUUGUAGCUAUAGCUUGGCCUGGAAUUUCGUUCAGAGUUCGUUGAAGUUUAAUAAAUGCAAUUUUCUUGUCAUAUUCCCUGAAUUCUAGAUCCCAAAUCUUACGCUUCACGAACGAAUGUUAUCUAAAGGUGGAAUAAAGAUAUUGGAUGAUGCUGAUAGUUACGUCAAAGUGCUUGAACAACGAAUGGAGGUGUUGCCUACACCACCAACACGUGAGCCUCAAGAUUCACACGAAAUACAAGUGACCAGCGAACAGCUUCCUCCUGAUAUAGAGAAUGAUUUGUCCAAGCUAAAGGUAAAACAUGUUGUCUUGAGGAUGUUGGAGCAAGUUUCUAGUUAAUAUAAUCGAAUGUAUUUCGACACGAAAGCACAGUAUGCUCGAAAUAUGAUCAUCCCUUCACCCGAUAUAACUCGAGCAGUUAAACUUCCAGUUAUGAGCAUUUGCUACACUAUAUAGCCCCUCUCCUUCGUAUAAACCCGGCAUAUAUAUAGAGACAAGGAUAACAUGGCUAUUCCGCAUGCACCCUCCCCUGUUCAGAAUAUAACCGUCUCUGUCAGUAAAUAAGACAAAGAAGGUUAUUUGGUCAAGAGUCUUCGUAAAUAAUGAAACCGUUCUUAAAGUUUUUGUCUUGUAGGAUGUGGCUUGGUAAACGUGCGGAUGUAGUACACCUAAGCAAGGCUGGAAAAAGUAUCGGACCACGGGACCACUGGUCCCAGAAAAUUUUUUUGAGUUCCCAGAAAAUAUUUCCCCAAGAAAGAAAGAAAGAAAGAAAGAAAGAAAGAAAGAAAGAAAGAAAGAAAGAAAGAAAGAAAGAAAGAAAGAAAGAAAGAAAGAAAGAAAGAAAGAAAGAAAGAAAGAAAGAAAGAAAGAAAGAAAGAGAAGAUAAUUGUAAAAAUUUAAUAGAUAAAAGUUCUUACUAAUAGAAAGAAUGUUACCAGUAUUGUGGGUAUGACAUCCAUCCAUCAUAAUAGUGCGAUAGUGUGCAAAUGUAUAGACUAUAGAAUAAUGUAACAAAUGUUGUAUGACAAAUGCAUUUUUAGCCAAUCUGGGACACCUAAUUUUCAAAAUUUUCUGGGGGAGCACGGAUCCCUCUGGUAGUAGUGCUCCCUAGUAGUACCUCAUUUAGUAUCUCUAUUUAGGAUCAGAUCCUUGAUGCAUGUCAUCUAAAUUAGUUUUAUGUUAUAUUCCUACAAGUAUUAUUAAGAUUCUCAGUGCAAUGAAAUUAAUUUUUGUUCCUGCUAAAAUAUAGCAUGACAUGAAUUCAGUUUGACAACAUCACACAGUUACAGUGUCCGAGUGUCGAUUUACUUGAUUGUUUGCAGAAAAUUUUCAAUGUUUUCUUGCGGUCCCAGAAAGUAAAAGAUUUUUUUCCACCUGUAUAAGACAGAUAGCCUCCACUCCGGAAACCAGUUUUUAUUCGCCUUGUAUCAAUUGCUUUUGGUUCAGAAAAUAGAUUUUUAAAUACUCCACGUCGAAACAGUAGAGGCGUACCUCUUGCCAGGCUGCAUUGUAGCGUUCAAAUUUAUUUACAACUGACUAUAGAUGAAAAUGUCGAAGCCUCAAUCAGACUGAUUUUUUAUCGGUAAACUUAGGAGAGCAAGAAUAUAGCGAUACACCUUAUAUCCAAUAAGCAUGACUCCAUGAGCCUGUUUUGAUAAUUGCAAGAGGCUAGGUUUCUCAACUUAUUUAUAAAAAGCGUUUACAUUUAGAUAACGCGGUCGCCUAAACGAAGAAGAAUAAAUGAGGAUGCAACGAAGACAACUGAAAUACCCAUUUGUGACGCAAAAGCUGCACCUGCAAUUCAAGCAACUGAAAAUACUGCUGCCAAUAAGGCUAGAGUACAACCUUCGAAUCAGGAAACCACAAUCAGAGCCGCUAGUAUUACUACUACCAACCAGGUUUUACGUACCAAACAGGCAACAAAAGCACGUGUUGAUGACUCUUGUACUUCAAUCCGGACAAUCAUAAAACCAAGGGCCGAUGAGGUUAGAAAACCUCCUGCAGAUAUGUCACAGGCCAUCGUAAUAUCUACUAUGAAACAGGCCAUCGUAAUAUCUACUGCCAACGACGCUGGAGAACCACCUGCCGAUGUUUCGUGUGGUGGAAAUACCAAUCGGGCAACCAAACCACGUGUACACGAUUCUUAUACAACAUCCUCGAAUCAGUUCAUCGUAAAACCAACGGCGGAUGAGGUUAGAAUAUCUCCUGCUGAUAUUUCACGUGAUGUGCAUGCCAGCCAAGCAAUCAAACCACCUGCAGACGAGUCUUUUUCUGAUGAGGUCAUCGUAAAAUGUACUGCUACUGGAGAAUCACCUGCCGACAGUUCACGAGAGGUACAUACCAAACAGGCAACCAAACACAGUGUAGACGAGUCUUGUAAAACUGCUUCAAAUCAGGCUAUUGUAAACCCGAUUACCGAUUCUCGGAUUUCUUUACACACGAUUCGAGAUAUAAGGAAUGGAACGGUUCCAGCCAAAUUUCGUUGCUGGGCGGCCGUACGUUAUGCUAUGCCAAAUAUGCCUAAACGAUUUGUAAAAUAUGUCUGCAAAUCAUGCCGGCAACGGUACGAAUCGUGUGAUAUCAAGAACAGUGCUGAUAAGCCCGAUUUUAGUGCGACAAUGAAAUGCAUUAAUCCGAAUUGUAGUGCUACAUUAUCCCUUACUAUACAGUUUUCAGUCAUCUUGCAGGAUGACACAGGUUUAUUAGAUAUCGCAGUCUCAGACCAGGUCGCCAGAAAAUUUCUUUCACACGUAGAACCAGCUAAGUUACUGACAGAUGAAGAAACUCAAAGGAUUGUGGUAGGAUAUUUGAAAACUCUGAUAUUAAAACGUAACUAUAUUGAGUUUCAAAUCAAGAGUUUCAUCUACCCCGACGGCAAAACUGUUUAUUCUCUGGCGAACUGGAAUUUCCACCAUGAAAAUGAUGUCAAUUUAAGCCAAAAGUGACAGGAAAGCGAAGAAAGCCUCAGACGUUUUAUCAUUAGAAAAAUCACGCUCAUAAGUCUUGGAAAGAAUUGAAAAAGUUGUGUUCUAACUCAAUAUAGCAAUGCUGCCUUUACCAGCCUUUUUCUGUAAUUGGAAUUGAACUGAAAUGCUGUUCCGUUUAGUUCGUUUAUCUUUAUGAAAAGGAUACGAAUUAAGGUCCUAAUCAUAAGUAACAUUUAAAUAUAUUAAUAUAUGUAUAUUAAAUAUAUUAACUUUUCCGUGCGUGUACACGAACGGAUGAAAAACGCUGAAUAACUUUAAGAUUUUAUAGGUGCUGUUGUGUUGCAUUAAACCACAGUUAUUUUAAUAGAUGGUUUGGAGACUCGAUGAAAGUACAUACAAUAUAACUCAUUAACUAUGUAAUUGUCCAGCUUUAAUCCUUUAUGCAAGAAUUUGGUCCUAUCUCGUCACGUGUGUAUUGUAUUUUCGCUCAAAUAACCAAUAACAAGUUUGUGGUUGAGUUAUCCAUCCGUAACUUGAACAAAUGCUCAAUUUAAAGGUGAUCUACAGUCCGUAUGUAAACAAAGCCUUUGUUUACAUUUUUGUGUCGAAAAUAUUGAGCUUUAUUCGACAACUAUUUAUAUUUUCAAGCUUCUAGAGUAUAAUAAAUGAUCAAGAAACAACAAUUAGGCUUUUCAAGAACUCAAAACAUAGUUAAACUGUUUGUAUCAUAAAAAGUGGGCUCAUUUGUGCACAUGCGCAGAUCGGACUGUAGAUCACCUUUAAACAUUGCUAUUGGUUGUGCGGGAAAAAAUACAAUACACACGUGACGAGAUAGGCCCAAAUUCUUGCAUAAACCGAAACCAACAUAGUUAAUGAGUUAUAUUGUACUUUCAUCGAGUCUCCAAACCAUGUAUUCUAUUAACUGUGAUUAAACUAAGUAUAACGACUUCAUGUGAUGUUUUACAAGAUAUUUUACUAUUUGCAAGCUGUGAUUGUCUAAAAAUGUUAUACAUGCUCACGCAACUUCAGUAUAUUGGUGACGAGACAGUCGAGACUAUUGAAGCCUUGUGAGAACACUAACCCUGUAAAUCUUAAUUUCCUCCCAACGUAAGAGAAAAAGAUGUUCGGGGUAUUGUUAAUAAGGGCUUAUACUAGUCUUUCUUUUUUUUCUUCGUGCCGUCAAUUCUCAUUUUUCGACAACGGCUUUUCUCAGCUCUGCUUUUUAUUAAAAAUGG
Molecule: messenger RNA, 22549 nt
Organism: Paramuricea clavata
Lineage: Eukaryota; Metazoa; Cnidaria; Anthozoa; Malacalcyonacea; Plexauridae
Source: the annotation of a GenBank genome assembly